AAGGCACCUGGAGCUGAUCUCAGGGUCAGAGCAUCGGCCGCCAACGGCUUUUGGGAGCCAGUCCUGCAAGCCGACGCGUCUUGCUUUUGUAAAUGCAGAACUGGGGCUGCUUGGCGCCAGGGUGCUCCUCUCUUGACAGAAAUUAAUUCAUUCUUUCUUUGAGAACUGAAUGCCACCUUUGUCUCUCCUAAAAUCAGUACAGGCUUGAGUUCAGUCAUUCCAAAGGUGGUAGCCAAAAAUCAGGAAGAGGCUUGCAGCCGCUUUUACAACUUUUAUUCAACUUUCUGGCUGGCCUUGCAGCGAUUUGUAAAUCCCUCUGGCUUCAUAACUGGGCAGGCAAAACGUAUUCAGCCAUGGUUUCCUGCUGAUUGCUGCACUGAUGUCCACUUGUAGAGUAUCCUCAGCUCAGUCUGAGUCCAUGUGGCCGGAUGGUUCAGGUAGCUGCCGGCUGGCAGAUUCAACUUUAACUCCAUUCAUCCUCCAAGAGUUAAGCCCUCUGCCUAGCCUCUUGGCUGCAGUCCAAUCUUUGUUGGGCUGGCACUUGUUUUUGUCAUUCAGUUCUCCCGGUUGUGACCAUUUCUGGUCUAGUCCGUGGCAACACCUACCUCCAGGAGCUCCCCAACUCUGAUUUUCUAUUUCCUGUUCCCAGCUUCGCAGUUCAACUUCGGAAAUUUGGCCUCCACAAGGAUGGGGACUGGAUGAGCCACCAGGCACUCGAACCUAAAUGCCUAUUUCAACCGAGGAGGUAACGUCUUUCUUCAUCUCUUUCAGUUUCCAAAAUCCCAAAAGGCUUUUCACCUGGAUUUCUUUGUUCAGAAGCUCUCUGAUCUCUUUGCUCUUUUGGUCAUCCUCACAAUAAGGAUAGCAUAUCAGUAAGUGCUCAGCUUCGAGCCCCAAGUGGGCUGGGUGAAGGGACCUGCCUCCUUGCUAGGUGGGUGACUGUGGAUUUUCUUAGCUGCUUUUAAUUUUUUCAUAUGAAUCUACUUUUAUUUGUAUAAUAAAAUAAUUGGUCUUCUGCCCAGAGUUGCUAUUAAGAUGAGCAGCUAAAUGAAUGGAUUAAUUUGGUCACCACAAUCUUAAAAAAGAUGCUGAGACUCUAGAAAGAGUGCAGAGAAGAGCAACAAAGAUGAUUAGGGGACUGGAGGCUGAAACAUAUGAAGAACGGUUGCAGGAAUUGGGGAUGUCAAGUUUAAUGAAAAGAAGGACCAGAGAUGACAGAAGGGCAGUCUUCCAAUAUCUCAGGGGUUGCCCCAAAGAAGAAGGGGUCAACUUAUUCUCCAAAGCGAAUGAAAUCAAGGAGAGAAGCAGCCUAGAACUAAGGAGGAAUUUCCUGAUAGUUAGAACAAUUAAUCAGUGGAAUGACUUGCCUCCAGAAGUUGUGAAUGCUCCAACACUGGAAGCUCUUAAGAAGAGACUGGACAACUAUUUGUCUGAAGUAGUGUAGGGCUUCCUGCCUGAGCAGGGGGUUGGACUAGAAGACCUCCAAGGUCCCUUCCAACUCUUUAUUCUGUCAAAUAAACGAAUGAAUGAAUGAAUAAAACAAACCAUGGCAACGUCUUCCUCUAAUUCUUCCUAGGUCUUUGUGUCCAGAUCUUCAACUUCCAUGCCUCUGGCUGCCACUGGCAUUUCCACAACAGCAGCAGGGAUGGUUUCAUCAGAGUCCUCACCAUUUCUGUCCAUCGGCCAGUUCUCUGGCCUCCUAACAUUGGACAACUGCCCUGUGUCUCCUCUGGAAGACCCGCCUUUGCCUCUUCUUGUGUCGGGGAGAUCCUCAAGUUGCCAAGCUCUCCUCUUUUGUUGAUUCUUUUGAGUAUUUCCCCAUCUCCCUGGAUCUUAUAUCCAUUAAACCGACUGGUAUCGAGGGAGGGGCGGGGGAAAGGCAUGUGUUAGGUUUCUGCAAUUGUUUGCACUGUAAAACCGAUCUGGAACAGGCAGCAGAGAACUGCAGAGGGAGUAUUGCCUGGUGGGAUGAGAUCCUGAGGCUUUACUCUCCGCUGGCUCUGCUCUCCUCAGAGGGAGCCACGCUCGCUUUUUCAUCCUUUGCGUGGUGGCUCCUGUGUGCCAGUUGCAGAUCCAGUCACGGUACCUUCUCCCAUUAAAGGAACACGAGAAAGAGAAGCUCUCUUAAACAGAGGCGCCUUGCAGUAGGUCAAUUAGAAACAAGCCAGGCAGAGCAUAUGAAGACACUUCCUCUCGUGGCCAAGGAUGGUCCGAGAUUCCCAGGAGCCAGGAUCUCCGGCGCUCUUCUCCUGUCCAGAAUGACCUGCUCUGGUCCACGCAAGAGUCCAGGCGGCUAUGCACUUCCAAUAAAUCAACACGCUUGGCUGAAGAUGCCCCCACCUGACCUGCUUCAGAGGACAAAUGGCUUCUUUGUCGAACCUAUUGCUGAAAGACAUUAUGAGCUCACGCUAAAAGAUUUUGACCCAUUUUUCCCCCUUCAUUUUCUCUUGCCCAACACCUCUUCAGGUGUUUGAAGGGGGCUGUCAUAGCCGCCCUCCCACUUCUCAAGGCUAAAGAAGACUCUCCCUUCAGGGAUUCCCCUGUUCCAGGCCUCCGGUCAUCUCCGAUGCUCUCCUCCCAAAGUCAUCUCCUCCGGUCAUCUCCUUCCUGCUUCUCCUCCCAAAGUCAUCUCCUCCGGUCAUCUCCUUCCUGCUCCUCUUCUCUGCAUCCUUUUGAGAUUCUGGUCCUCAGGACAUUUCCAACCUAAUCCAAUCCAAACAGACUGGACCUUUUCCCAUUUGGAAACAAUCCCUAGGCAUCCUGAAUCCACAGCCAUUUUUCACAGCCCUGUAAGACUAAGGAAUCUUUCUGUCAACUAUCAUUCAGAUAUCUCUCUGCUGACCCCCAGGUCUCCCCUUCUGCCCCCUCAGCUGCAGCCUCGCUUGGCCCACGGUGGCCAGUCUCAAGUUGGGUGUCCAUCUUCCGCUCUCUUGGUUCCCAAACCUAGAAGGCAGAGCAGGGGCAUGACGGGGGGGGUUUUUUGGGGGGAGACGCUUUCCUUUUCCAUUCUCCCAGCUCAGUUCAAGUUGCCGUCGGUCAUUCACGGCCAGAGGGAGCUCCGGCCCCGCCUGCCUUUGGGCUGCUAUCAGCAGAUCCACCGCCAUUCAGGGCCCUGCAUUUGCUGCAGCCGAGCAACCCUGAGCGGCAUCUGGGCGCCAGGCCUCGUGCGACCGGAUGUUUCUGCUGCCCAUCUGGAAAACAUGGAGCCCUCAGGAGCAGCAGCAGAAGCCGGGAGGAGCCCCGAAGCCACCACGUCUGACGUUGUCCCCCAGGAAAGGCCUCCCCUCAGCUUUCCCCUCGGCCCUGGAGCGGGGCAGACCCCGAGCUGGGAAAAAGAAGAACCUGAGCUCCUGGGACAGUGGGACCCCAGACAGAUGUGUCCACCGCCCCACACAAAUGUCCUGCCAUCUCCAGCGGGGAAGGAGGCAGCUACAGUGCAGCAGCCACAAAAAGCUCUCUUCCUGAAGAUAACCCUGAUCAGACGAAGGACGGGCCUUCCCGAUUCUCAGCUGCAGAAGUAUCUGCAGGGAAGACUCCGUCUCCUGGAGAACGACAGCCAACCGGCCGUGGCGGUUUUUAGUGAGUUGUCGGCCAGAUUGCUGUCCAUCCACAGUGAAGGACAUCUCAUCGCCAUCACAUUUUGGACCUUGGAGGAAAUCUGGAAGUUUAUAACUUACUAUUCUCUUGGUUUUUUAAAUCCCUGCCUGGAGACUCUGUUGCUGGAUGACUCUUUGUGGCUCUCUUCACCAGAAGAAACUGCUGGAAUUGAGGUCCUCUUAGAUGAAAAUUGUCUCCAUCGGGUCUACAGAGGACUCUUAAUCCAAGAAGGUGCCUAUUUGGGGUUUUGUCCUGAGAACGUUGAUGCAGCCAAUCCAAGAGCCAUUUGCCAGGUGGAAUCGGCAGCUCUAGAGGAAGUCCGGAACGGCCACACCACCGAUGUCUCGGAGCUCCCCGUGCCUUUCCAUCAAUGGUUUCUGAAAGCAAACGCAGCAUCUGAUGGGUUGGCCUGCAUACCUGCACUUCCGGUCACAGAUCAAGCGGCCACAGGAUUAUCUAUUGCAGUGGUCAGCCACGAGAGCGCUGUGCCGGAUGAGAUCAGUUUCCAAAAAGGAGAUAAAAUUGAAAUCAUUGGCUAUUUCAUGAAAUGCAUGCCUUGGUUUGUGGGAAGGCAUCUCUCUUCGGGCCAGGUUGGCUUUGUGCAGAGCGGCUGUGUGGAGCCCGAGGGCUUCCUGGCCAUCGCCACAGAACUUCCAUACCUGGAUCUCUUCCAGGAAGAUGGUGAUUCUUUCAUGAAAGAACAAUCCCUCUUGGAUAACCUGAUCAAGCUCUUGGCACCCACUUCCCAGGAGAGCAUUUGCAGCGUUUAUCAAAUCGAUGCACAGAAUGACGUGGGCCUUCAGAAACCUCGCGAGGAAGAAAUGCCCCCUUCCUUCUUUAAUGAAAAGGAGAGUCCAACUCCAUGCAGAGCGGUGCGGUCACUCAUGAAGAUGAAGGACUUUCAACCGACUGAAGAUAAGAAGCAGCAGCUGCCCACCUGCCACAGGCAGGAGACCCCACCUUUGCAGAAGCCAUGUUUCUCCCUGCGCCAGGAUGGUACUUUGGAGCCAGAAAUUCCUGAUUCGUUAUUGUCGUUUUUGAAUCAGGAAGGCUAUGAAGAUGGCUUUGGGCGCCUGUAUGACUCUCCAUUGUCCUUUCUCAAGAUGUCCAUCCAUGAUGAUGCCACGGAGGAAGAGCUGAUGGAUUACUUGGCUCGAGCUCGGGCAAUGGCCAGACAAGCCGACCUGCCCUGGGCCACGAUGCGGCUGUGCUACCUUCUGGGAAGAAUGAGUGUCCGAAAGUUCAAGCUGUCUCAGGCUCGGGUGUAUUUGGAAGAAGCCCUGUCGACUCUACGGGGGGAUUUUCAUGACCUCCGCUUGGUAGCCACUCUUUACACCCAUCUAACAGGCAUUUACCUGAAACAGAAGAAUGUGGAGAAGAGCGCUUCUUUCCUUGACAAAGCUGCCUCUUUGCUGAUGGGCCUGGCCAGCGACACGGACGGUGCAGAGAUGGCGCUGGAGAUCUUGAAAUACGCCCUGAAAAGAGCCGUACUCAGCCAGAGCAGAAACGCCGAGGCCAGGGCCUGCUUCCUGCUGGCAAAGCAUUGCCUGCGUUUCAAGCAGGGGCAGGAACCGGCCCCCUUCCUGGAAAGGCUGCAGCAGCUGCUGAAUAUGGAGCAGGGGUUGCCCAGCGGCAAGGGGUCCGUGGACUGCUACUUGAAGCUUGGCCAACUCUAUAGCCAGAAGUGCCUGCCACGCCUUGCGCUCAGCUGCGCCAAGGUGGUGUCUUCCCGCAGCUCCUGUUCUCUGCUGGAGCUGUUCAGGACCAUGGAUUUGGUGUUAAGGAAUGCCUCUAAAGUCCACAGUCCCACACCUGGUGGCCAAACACACCCCUCCCUCGUGGCCUUUUACCUCAGAAAACUGCUUCACGCGCUGGAAGGGAGCAGGGGCAGCCAGAAACUGUGCAGCGUCAUUUACUACGAACUUUCUCAGCUGCACAGCCGUUACAAGCAGUAUGAAGAGGCCAUCGGCUACAUGGAGGAGGUUCUAGAGCUGAACACAAGUGCCGGAGUGGUGGAAGACACCAUUAAGCACUUCAUUUUCCUCAGCUGGCUCUACAUCCUCCAUCAGCAGAAUGACGCGGCUCUGUGCAUUUUAAACACAGUCGCAGAAUCCCCCUGGAGCAAUCGCCAGCAGUUGGGUGUCAUCCAUAACAUGGCGGCCAUUAGUCUGAGACGGAGGAAUCAGCCCAGGCGAGCCGCGGAGAGCUACUUCAAAGCUCUGAGCAUUUCCAGAGAGACGGGCAGCGUGGCUAACGAGGCGGUGGCUUUGGCCAACUUGGGCAUCUUGUGCCUGCACUCGUCUGCCCAAAGUCUGGGGGAGCAUUUCCUGAUCAAAGCCAUCCAGCUCUUCUCUGAACUCUCAAGUGGAGAAUGUGGGGGGAACUUCGUGGCCAUCCUCCUCCGGCUGGGGCAACACUAUGUCCGUGGGGCUCAGAAGGAGAAGGGGAGGAAUUGCUAUGAGUGGGCCUUUCUGGUGGCGAUGGAACGCGAGGACGUGGAAGGGCAACUCCAGGCUGUCCAGCACCUGUGUCAUUUCCACAGCACGGUUGUCCCAGAUCCAGCGCAGUGUGUCCUCUACAACGAAUAUCAGCUCACCCUGGUUAGGAAGAUGUCCGACAAGGUGAUGGAAGGGCAGGUGCUAGAGACCAUCAGCCAGCUCUAUCUGUCUCUGGGAACAGAAAGGGCAUGCCGGUCUGCUCUGGACUACCUCAAGAGGAGCCUCGGGAUAUUCAUUGAUCUUCAAGCCAAAAAUAAGGAAGCUCAGGCCUGGCUCCAGGCAGGAAGGAUCUAUUAUGCACUGCGGGAGAAUGAAUUAGUUGACGUUUAUAUCCAGGUUGCUCACAAUGCUGCUCUGAGUUCUCAGGAUCCCAAUUUAGAAAUGGAGAUGCUCGAAGCCUCGGGAGACAUAUUUUUCAACGGAGACUGGGAAAAGGAAAGGGCAGCGGCCUUCUACAGGGACAAGGCUCUGCCACUUGCCAUGAAGGCCAAAAACGGCAGCGCUGAGCUUCGCCUCUUCAACAAGUUGGUUGGGUUGUUCUUGACCUUACAGAAGUAUGAAGAAUGUCUCGGAUACGCCCAGACGUCAUUAAUGCUCAGUGUUGAUUUAGGAUCCUUUUGAUGCUGCAGGAUACUACAAUCUGGCGCUGGCUGCCGCCAUGGACUUGGGGAACAAGAAAGCGCAACUGAAGAUUUACACCAGACUUGCCAUAAUUUACCACAAUUUCCUUAUCGACCGAGAGAUGUCUCUCU
This is a messenger RNA of Ahaetulla prasina, 6847 nucleotides long. It is a transcript of the gene SH3TC1, whose product is annotated as SH3 domain and tetratricopeptide repeats 1. Lineage: Eukaryota; Metazoa; Chordata; Lepidosauria; Squamata; Colubridae. Gene Ontology annotation, molecular function: protein binding. The coding region runs from base 2964 to 6716 and encodes 1250 amino acids. The record is from RefSeq and is a predicted model, not a curated record. The transcript has 16 exons.